CAGGCGAGGAUAAAGGAAUUACGUGUCAGAGGAGGGUAGAAGACGGUCCUCGCUAAAUGCAAGAUGGUCCAAAACCAAGCCCAUCGAAGAUCGGAGGACGCUGAGCCGGGAGAUUCAGGGAUAUGUGGCGCCAUUUUGACCGCCUUGUCGUGGGUAGUCGUCGUCUGCACGCUACCCUUCUCCCUCUUCGUCUGCUUUAAGGUGGUGCAAGAGUACGAGAGGGCGGUGAUAUUCAGACUCGGCAGACUAGUCUCCGGAGGUGCCAAAGGCCCAGGGAUAUUCUUUAUCUUGCCGUGCAUCGACAACUACGCCAGAGUCGAUUUACGCACGCGCACCUAUGACGUGCCACCGCAGGAGGUGCUGACCAAAGACAGUGUGACCGUCUCAGUGGACGCUGUGGUCUACUACAGAGUGUCAAAUGCUACUAUCUCAGUGGCCAACGUGGCCAAUGCCCAUCACUCCACGAGACUGCUAGCACAGACCACGCUGAGGAAUGUGCUGGGUACCAGGCCACUCCAUGAGAUACUGAGUGACCGGGAGGCCAUUUCCAACACCAUGCAGACAUCUUUGGAUGAUGCUACAGAAGCCUGGGGCAUCAAAGUCGAGCGGGUAGAAAUAAAGGACGUGAGGCUACCAGUUCAGCUCCAGAGGGCGAUGGCGGCGGAAGCUGAGGCUGCUAGGGAGGCUAGAGCAAAGGUGAUAGCUGCAGAAGGAGAGCAGAAGGCAUCCAGAGCGCUCCGAGAAGCGUCUGAAGUAAUAGGAGAUUCGCCUGCAGCUCUUCAGCUGAGAUAUCUCCAGACACUCAAUACCAUCUCCGCCGAGAAGAACUCGACUAUUGUGUUCCCUUUGCCCAUAGACUUGCUUACAUACUUCAUGAGGGCCAAGGAACAUAGAGAGAAAGCCUCUCAGGCCUAAGGCCAUCUACUAAAACUCUUGUCUACUUUACAAUCAAUUAUAUUGCAAAGCCAUCUUUAAUACAAUCAAGUGAGCGAGGUUAGCUGUAAGAGGAGUGUCUUAGUUUCAAUCUUAAAAUAAGCGUAAUUCACGACGGUAUUGAGUGAUUGAUUAAAUAGCGGGACUUUGUGUCGUGUUUAUUACAUAUUGUAAAAAGACGUUCACAUGAGGAAUAAAUAGAGAAAUAUUUGUUUAACAAAUUUCAAUAUUUAUAUAGUGUGUGAAAUAUGAACACUCAAAUAGUUUUCAGGCCGUAACCACUAAUUUAUGUAGGGUCCAAUUUACUCAAUUAAUCACAAUUUCAAAUUUAUUGUGUGAUACAUGUUUUUUUUUAUGAAAAAGGCAGAUAUAAAUAAAUAUGCAGUAUUUCAGUACUCAUUAAAGAUAAAAUUGCUUUUUUUUUUACUAAACAAGUUGUGAAUUCCGUUUUCUGUUAUUCGAUGAGUUUCUAAUAAUUUGGCAAACGUUGAAACUAAGACACCUUAAAUAAAUAGUGUGGUAAAUAAUUUAAUAACAAGUAUUUAUUUACUGAGUAAUAGAUUAAUAUUGUAUGAUAUUUUUAAUUAUCAUGGGUUAUAUAAUCAAUAGCCCAGCCCGUAAGUAACACUGUUACUAUAAAAACGUAUGUUUUUCAAUUAAAAAUUUAAAGUUCGCAGAUAUUUUUGUAUAACUCGGAUGAUUAUCCCAUCAAUACGAACCAGCUGAACUUGCUAUGAUGAUUAAUUCCACUGUUUUAAAUCUUUUAAUGUAAGUUAAACAACAUUACACACAUUUGUACAACAGAAAGACGUAUUAGUGGGAAGUACAUCGAUAAAUUAAAAUGGUUUUGUGUAAUCUCAAAUUGAUAAAUUAGGGUUUGUACAUAUUACAGACAAUUUCUAUGUGUGCCAUAGUAACUGUUUUUAUCUCAAGCACUCACAGUUGUUUUGUCAACUUUUACUGUGUUGGUAAUUUUUAUAGAGCACAUUCGGAUAUACGUGUAUGCUGUUGAUUACUUUGGUAAUUUACAAAGCUAGCUGUAUGUAUAUAUAACUAUAUUCAAUUUAAAACUAUCAAUUUCAAAUCUGCAUCUACCUUAAAAAUCAAGCCGUUAAGUAUAUUUGCAUGAAAACAAAUUAAUUGUGAAAAUUAAUUAACAAAUUACGCUCAAAGAUUGAAUAACUAACCUAGGCAAGGAAAAAUAUUUAGUUUACAAUUGUAAACGACAUGACAUGAUAAAGUGUUACCUUUUCUAAGUUCUAUGAAUAUGCGUGGGUAAUAGUAUAUUUCAUCACUAGGGCCUACAGUGACUUUUUUCGCCCCGAGCUCAAGUUUUACGAUUGGGGCGAAGCCGGGGUCUCAGAAUGAGCGAGAGUUGGAAAGACACUUUAUGCCCUUGUGAUAAACUAUAUUUUUCGUCAUAUUGCACCAGAAUUUAAACAAACUAUGUUACAAAACUAAAACAGUUUUCGUUUGAUAACCUCUUAAAACUAAUUCUAGCUUGUUUUAAAUUUACUUUGCUAAUGAAAAUAAGCAGCUGUUUGGUAAGUGAUUCAACCAUUUCGUCUAUUUCGAUUGUGUCAGUGUUUUACUGUUAUACUAUUGAUAUGUCGAACUAUUUAUGAUAGGGCAACAAUUAACUACAAUCGAUUAAACAAUCAAUAAAUUUGCUCUCUUUUUCGAUACAUGCAAUUGUUUACAAUCGAAAUUUACAACUCAGUUGACAACAGCUGAUUUGUACUCCCGAGGGUUUAAAAACUCUUUUUACUCCCUAGAGAGCAAAAAUCAUACUUUAGUCCUUCAAGUCAUGCACUAAAAACAGCUGUUUUUGCUGCAGUAUGACGAAAAUAAUGGUUUUUUAAGUCUCUGUACAAAAAUACUAAGAUAAAGUACUGUUGGUUUAUUACUCUACUGAAUAUAUUUUACGGUUAUACUCUAUGGUGUUCUGAUCUAAGAUAGUUUGAAUUAUUUGUACAAUGUACUAGCGGGGCUUGCCUGUGAUAUAAACAUAACUUUAGUGUAGUGUUAGCAUAUGGCUGUAAUAUACAGAUCUAUUCUAUGUUAAUCGUUGUUUUUAAAAAAAUUACCAAUCACAAUCAUAACACAUAACAAUACAAAUUGUGCUAUGCGCUGUAGUUUGUAGUUCUCUAUGUGUAAUCGGACACGUGGCUACAAGUAAAGGGAAUUAACUACGAUAUAGUAAUAACCAUUUGACAAAAUAGUAAAUAAGAUGUAAAAUAAAUAAAAAUAAAAAAAAUAACUUUUGGUCCUCAUAGUUUUUUAAUCUUUUGCUAUAGAAUGUCAAAAGGUGUGUAUGGCUGAUUUAUUGUUUAAAAAAUUCCACAAAUUUCUGUGUUAUUUCGUGGCCCAAAAUUUGAAUAACUUUUAUCAAAAAGUGGAAAAAUAAACUAAUGACAUUUAUUUUAUAUUUACUGCACUGUCAUUUUUAAUUAUAUAGGCCAUUCGAAAUUGUUUGAAACGCAUAUUUAUGAAUAUUUGACUCAAUUAUUUAGUCUAAGUGCACUAGGAGUAUUACUAAAAUACUUAUGGAGGACUGGCUGGGACGUAAAGCUACCAAAUGUAAAAGUUAAACUCAAUCUAAAGAAAAAAAAAUAUGUUUAUGCAAUAAUUGUUUCUUUGUCACGUUUGCAUUUAGGUUGGCUAUACACAUGGAUCCAAAUUAUCUAAGUUUUACAGGAAUGUAAAAUAUCUUAAUUUUACAAAGGAUGCAAAUAUAUUUUCAAAUUACUAUACAGGGUGAGUUUUAAAUGAGUUCCCCCCCCUACUUUUUUCUACAUUUCUUAAGAUAUCAA
This is a messenger RNA of Macrosteles quadrilineatus (aster leafhopper), 3746 nucleotides long. Its product is annotated as band 7 protein AGAP004871-like. Lineage: Eukaryota; Metazoa; Arthropoda; Insecta; Hemiptera; Cicadellidae. Bases 64 to 915 code for a protein of 283 amino acids. The record is from RefSeq and is a predicted model, not a curated record. Gene Ontology annotation, cellular component: plasma membrane. The transcript has 9 exons.